Gopherus evgoodei (Goodes thornscrub tortoise) is the source of this 1782-nucleotide messenger RNA. It is a transcript of the gene NPTN, whose product is annotated as neuroplastin. NCBI's taxonomy places the organism in Eukaryota, Metazoa, Chordata, Testudines, Testudinidae. The transcript is spliced from 9 exons. The record is from RefSeq and is a predicted model, not a curated record. Bases 1 to 1155 code for a protein of 384 amino acids.
AUGCAUCUUAUACAAAAGUCUAUCACUGCAUUUCUGCUGCCCCUCCCUCUAGCUGGGUUUAUCAAGUCGCCCAUGUCAGAAACUAAACUCACAGGGGAUGCCUUUGAGCUGUACUGUGACGUGGUUGGGAAACCCACUCCAGAGAUCCAGUGGUGGUAUGCUGAAGUCAACCGGGCUGAGUCUUUCAAACAGCUGUGGGAUGGUGCUUGGAAGCGCCGUGUCACCAUUAACACCGCCUACGGGGCGAACGGUGUGAGUGUGCUGAGAAUAACCCGCCUUACAUUGGAAGACUCUGGGACUUACGAGUGCAGGGCCAGCAACGAUCCCAGGAGGAAUGACUUGAGGCAAAAUCCCUCCAUAACGUGGAUUCGAGCCCAGGCUACAAUAAGCGUCCUUCAGAAGCCCAGGAUCAAUGCCAGCGAGGAAGUGACCAUUCACCAGUCUAGUUCUCCCAUCAUCCUGCAAUGUAACCUCACCACAAGUCCCAGCCUCCUCACUUACAGCUAUUGGGUGAAGAAUGGGGAAGAAAUUUCUGGCACUAAGAAGAAUUCCAACACCACAGAGCACAAAAUUUUGAAACUCCGAGCAGACGAGUCGGGGGAAUACUUAUGUGUGUUCGUGUUUGCUAACUCGCCUGUAGCCAAUGCCACUAUAGAAGUGAAAGCUAGUCCUGAUAUCACUGUCCACAAGCGAAGUGAGAACAAAAAUGAAGGGCAGGAGGCGGUCAUGUAUUGCAAGUCUGUGGGCUUCCCCCAUCCCGACUGGGUGUGGCGCAAGAAGGUCAAUGGAGUAUUUGCGGAAAUCAACAACUCCUCUGGCCGAUUCUUCAUUACAAAUAAAGACAAUUACACUGAGCUGAGUAUCACAAACCUCCAGAUAAGUGAGGAUCCCGGCGAGUAUGAGUGCAAUGCAACCAAUAUAAUUGGCUCUACCUCUGCCACCACCAUCCUGCGAGUGCGCAGCCACUUGGCCCCUCUCUGGCCCUUCUUGGGGAUAUUGGCAGAGAUUAUCAUCCUUGUUGUUAUCAUAGUGGUUUAUGAGAAGAGGAAGCGGCCAGAUGAAGUCCCAGACGACGACGAACCAGCUGGGCCAAUGAAAAGCAAUUCUACAAACAAUCACAAAGAUAAAAACUUACGCCAGAGAAACACAAAUUAAAAAUAAUGCGUAUAAUAGCUUUAAGUUUCUGAGAGACUGAUGGCAAUAUAACCUGCUAAAUUAAUGGUUGGAACUCUUGGUUCUAGAACUCCAGUUCUAUUUGAUUUUUCCUUUCAAGUGAGCAACAAUAUGACUGUCUAAAAAAGCAUGCCUUAUUUAGCCUGUCCUGUAAGGAUGACGUACCCAGACACAUUUUAACAAUGCUUCAGUGUAGAAGGUGUAAACUAUUUUGGGCUUGAUGUGCUGUGAAUGUUGCUUUUUUCCCUUAAGGUAUUUAAACAUUAGAAGUAAAGUCAAAUCAUGCAUGCGCCAUUUUUUACUUUCUUAAUGUAGCUGUUAAAUUGGCAAAGCUCUAAAAUGCACUGCUGCCAUCUAGUGAUAACUUUUUGUAAAGUACAGCAAAACCUAAAAAUAUAUACAGUAUAUAUUUAUAUUUUUUGGGAAGAGGAAAACCAAAAUACAGUAAGUGUUUCAUUUUUAAGCUGCUGAUAUUCAUUCCUUAUAUUGUAUGUCUGAGAGAUGAGAGAAUUAUACUGUUCUGGUACUUAAAGAGGAGUAAUAUAAAUUGAAAUUAUUUUAAGGGCUUAACCUAUAUAGAAAGAUUUGGGUGUCCUGUAAUCAAAGACU